Penicillium arizonense is the source of this 1095-nucleotide messenger RNA. Its product is annotated as 2OG-Fe dioxygenase family protein. Lineage: Eukaryota; Fungi; Ascomycota; Eurotiomycetes; Eurotiales; Aspergillaceae. The transcript has a single exon. The coding region runs from base 1 to 1095 and encodes 364 amino acids. Gene Ontology annotation, molecular function: dioxygenase activity. The record is from RefSeq and is a predicted model, not a curated record.
AUGGAAGCUAUCUCCCCCAUCAAGCAGAUAUGGGGUACGGCAGCUCCUAUCUUACGUCUCCGGCGCACCCCAAGUGGCUAUGGUCUUCAUCAGCGAUGGUACCGGGGACUGGGAAACGCAAGUACCGCCAUGAAUGAGACCAGAGACAUGGCUGUGAAAGCUCGUCCACCCCCACUGAACAUUAAGAGGCAGUCGUGUACACCCGAGUUUUAUGAGGCCAUCUCCAGGAUCUGCCAACUACGCCGCAAGUACAUGGAGAAGCGGACAGUUUUCGUGGAUGGCGAGGAGAUGGUGCCUAUCCUGAAGGCGCUGGGGGCCAGAGAUGAAGACUUCCCCAGACUUCAGGCCGUGAACAACAGUCUCGUCGGUGAUCCGACAUUGCCUUUCCGCAAGUCCCGUAACGGAAGGUUCUGCUUCGACUGGGAUACCAAGUCCGUGCGGCGACUCGAGUUUCAGCCAUUCGCACUGUCAGUGGGAGAGGACUUUAAACGGCAUGACUCGGACACCGUUCGUGUUUUCGAUGAGGUAGACAACGACCUGCAGCUCAACACGGCCUUCCAAGCGCUCAUGGUAUUUAAAGGGCUCAUGUUCCAUGGGAUGACGGUGAAGGAACGUCCGAAGCUUGACUAUCAUAGCAACAAAUGGGUGUGUACGCUCUUUGCUCUGCGUACCGUCACGACGCCGGAAAUGCUGGGAGAGCCCGCGCUGGAAGGCGUGCACACGGAUGGGGUCGACCAUACCAUGACAACCUAUCUGCGAAGUACCAACAUGACGCCGGAUAGUGCAGUGACUUUCUUGCAUGAUGUCAAGGAGAAAACUGGCAUCCGACUUCAAGAAACCGCGCCGGAGAUGAUCCGGGCACGAGCACAGCAUCGCCAUUUCCUGGACACCCUGUUAAUUGUCGAUAAUGAGCGUAAACACAGCAUAUCUCCAGUCUAUGCGGUCAACGCAUCCAGGGAGGCUACCCGGGACAUGCUGAUCUUCUUCACGCGCAAGCCAGUCACUGGAGACCAUAUUUCCGCGGGGAUUGACUCUCUUAAUCCUCACCGGGAAAUGGGAUUGGAGUUUCCCGCCAUGAGUCUGUCGGAUGAAUAA